UUAUCAACUUAAACACUUUUCACUUGUUACUUGAUUGUUGUGGUUGAUUGUGAAGUAGAUUGUUCAUUUUUUCCUUUAACUUUAUUAUAACACUUAUCUUUUUUUUUUACCUUUUCGUUUCAAAGUAAGGAAAAGUUUUUUUUCUGUUUAUCCUGAUUUUGUGAUUAACUUUUUGAUUAUCUCAUCCAAACAUUAAAUCGUAACACCAUCAAUGGAUUAACAUUGAUUAAAGUUAACUACUCGGCUAAUUACAGAUUAUCAAUGAGAUUCCAGUGCCAAUAAUUGAAUACAUGAGAUGUGCCCAAUGGAUGAAAGUGUUUUAGUUAACCAUUGAUUUAAUUUUUCGUCGGUGUCAAUUGGAUUGUUAAUUUGAAAAACGCAAUUAAUUGUCAACACACAGAUUAAUUAAUCUAAUCUCGUUUGAACUGUGUUAAUCUUGAUUUACUGUCUUAAAUGUUAACAGUAUAUUAAUUUUGUCCCCUUUAAUUGAAUCAAAAUUUACUGAUGAUCAUCAAAAUAUUGAAAUGAGGUCAAUUGUUAACCAUAUUGUUAAUCAUUCAACUAAUCAACAGCAAUCUCAAUCAACGGCGACAUCAUCAACAUCAUUAUCCUCAAAUUCAACAAUAACAACAAUACCACAACCAUCAACAAUUAAUAAUAAUAAUAAUAAUAAUGUAAAUCAAAUUGAAGUUAACCAACAGCAACGACAAUUAAACAACACCAACGUAAAUCAUGUUAAUCAACUUGAACAUAAUAAUAACACCGCCAAUGAAACUAAUCAUUUAAAUAGUGUAAAUAAUCAAGAUAAUAAUAUGACAAGCACAACAACUAAUCAUGUUAAUCAUGACAAUCAAUCAUCGUCCAUAUUGCGACAAUCACUAAUCGGAUCUAAUACAAGGAGGACAUUGAAAGGAUUAUGGCCAAACGGAUUAUCCCCUUUCUUUGCAUCACUUUUGUGUUGUGCUAAUUUUUAUACAAUUUGUCGUUUCUCAUUAUUAACUUAUUUUCUCAAAGGGCCAUUUCUAGUUGAAUUUACCUUCAUAAGUAUUUUUUGUGGUCUUCCUUUCCUACUGUUUCUAAUGGUCCUUGGUCAGUACCUUGGCUCUGGUUACCUUGAUAUGUGGUUUAUAUCACCGAUUUUCAAAGGAAUUGGUGCAGCUUUCUUAUUCUGUUAUUCAAUUAUCUCUAUUUACUCAAUGGUUCCAAUCUCAUGGCUUCUCGUUUACCUGAGAGAUUCAUUUUUAACUACCCGCGAUUCAGCCUACAAGUGGACUUAUUGUAAUCGACGUUAUAAUGGUGAAAGAUGUUUCAAGGCCUGGAAUAGUUCAACUUAUGCCAAUGAUUACCUUGGAUGGUCAGUCUCAGGAUAUUAUCAUAAUACCGUUUUAGGUCAACAAGAUAACGGCCGAUUCUCGGCUUACGCUAAACUGAACAUUAUCCUUAAUCUUGCGUUGAUUUGGAUCCUAAUUUUUGUCCUUCUCUUCCGGGGUAUUCAUCAUUCUGCUCGGAUGAUAAUUUUCUUUGGAACUUUUCCUUUUAUCAUGUUUACCUUUGUUAUCAUUCGUUUCGUUGAGGAAUUUGGUUCAGGGGUUGGUGGAAUUUUCGUCCUUCCCGAUAACUCGAAACCCUUUCUUGGUGAUUCAACUUCCUGGCAUUUUGCCGCUCGUGAAUCAUUCCUGGUUUGGACACUUUUCGGUUGCAUCAUCAUGAAUAUUUAUGGAUCAUCACGACCUGGAGUCUCACUAAUUAAACACUGUUCAUGCUUAUUCCUGUUAACCAUGGUGAUUCUGAUCUCAUCUAGUUGCUUCUUAGCCUCAUGCAUGCAGAUUAUAAGCUCAUCUAACCUUGAAUACGUUUUCUCAUCUUUCGAGAAAUAUGGAACCGUUAAUUUCGUUCGAGAUUUACCUGGACCUAAAUAUCGAUCUAAGGUGACCUUAGAAUCGGGAGUUAAUCUAUUUCUGGGUGAGAAUCUAUUCUCAUUGGAGUCGAAAAAUUUUCUAAGUCAAUAUCAGGUUCUUCGUUGGGCAACAGAGAUCAUGCCCUUGGCCCUUGCUCUUAAAGGUUCGAAGGUCAUCUCGUCUUUUUGGGCCACUUCGUUUUACCUUUCGGGAAUUUUGAUCUCCUUUGGUACUCAUCUUGUGCUCUGGGGAACUUUGAUUGAAACAAUUAUAUCAAUUUCACCUGAUUCAUUACGACAAUCAAAGACAACCAUUGCCUUUAUUACUUCAAUCAUUGGUUUCUCCCUAUCAGUUGCCAUUAAUUCAUGGACCAAUGAUCAUAUUAUUUACUUUUUGGACUCCUGUUUAUCAUCAAUCUGUUGGAUUGCUUGUCUUUACCUGCUCAUGAUACUGGUCAUCUUUGUUGUCCGAGGAAAACCCUGUACACCUCAUGAUCUAGUCUCUAAUUUAACUAAGGAUCAAAAGUUAAUUACUUGGUUAACACCAAUACUGACCUUCCAUUGGAGUCUAAUGAUUCCUGCUACUUUAACGAUAUUAUCCAUGUUAUUCACAAGAUCUUAUCUUGGCUUUGAGCUUUCCUGGUUCCAGGUAAUAUUCACCUAUCCUUUUUGGCCAUUUCGAGUUGCGAUUACCUGGAAUAUAUUACAAUUAGCUCCUCUUUACAUUGUAUCAAUUUACGGAUUAAUGAAGUUCCUGAUGAGCCUUUGCACCUCUCGAGAAAAACCUUUAUCAACACGAUUACGAGAUCUUUUCGCACCAGAGAUAAUCAUCUAUGAGCCCGAUAUUCCAUCGUUUUUUCUUGACCCUUCUGGUCAACAUUUCCGUCUUCCCUUGCAACACUCUAACCACCAUCACCAUCACCAUGGUCACCCAGUUCAUGGUCAUUACCACCAUCAUUGUACCGAAGCACCACCCGACCCACCACCAAAAUAUUCACCACCGCCUUCAUAUUCAUCGGCCACUGCGAAACCUUUAAUGAAACAAUUUCGUUCACGUUUCUCCUCAAAUAUUACCAUUGACAUCCCUUUCCUUAAUAGUAAUCAUAAUAACAACAACAAUCAAGAUUCAAUUGCAACUGAAUCAACUGUUAAUAGUAAUGAACAAUCAGAUCUGCAAGCAAAAUGUUCAACAACAACAGUUAACAAACAAUUAAGAUCAAAAUUAUCAUCUAAAAGUUGAAACUUUUUGGGGAAAAAAGUUUAAAAUUUCAAUCUAUUUUUUAGUAAUUGAAUUAUUGUUUCAAACAGAACAACUAAUUGUCAUUAAUUAACCAAUUUCAUCAUGUAAUUGUCAUCAAAUUGCCAAUCAUCUAGUCUUUAUAUUUACAUGAGAGAGCAACGAGAAAAACAAAACAAAUCUAUUCUAAAUAAAGUCGAAAUUAAUUUUAAAAUUUUUUAUUUACAAUUCUAAUAUAAUACAAUUGUUACAAUUCUGAUAGCAAAAUGUUACAAACCGAUUAAUCAAUCAUAUUGAAUGAUAUGAAUGCUUAUCAAAUUAACGUAAUAUAAUGUAAUUAAUAAAUAUAAUUAGAUUAGUUGAAAAGUUAAAAGGAAGACAAAAAAACACUUUAAAGUCACGUGACGUUAAUUCUGGGCUCGGAUGCUUAAAAUAACGUCGUUGGAAAAGUUUUGCCUUCUUCACGUCGACGUGUUUAGAGUUCGAGAAGUUAAAGAAACAGAGAUUCGAAGAGGCUACUUGAGGAAGAUCCAAGAAAGAGGAAGAAAAAAGAAAAGAUCAUCAUCAUCCUUAUCAUCUUUCUCUCUCUCUAUCUUUCUUUCUUUCUCAUCUUUCUCAUCUUCAUCUUCAUCCUCAUUCAUCUCUAUGUAUGUGUUUCCACUCUUACAAGUUGUUCCAAUUAUUGUAGUUACUAGAAAUUCACUUUAUCCUCCAUAAUUUUUGAUUCUCUUUCUUUUUCCUCUUUCUUUCCUUUAUCUUCCUCAUCUUCUUCUUGUACCGUUAUCUAUUAUACCAAUAAGACAAGAAGAAGAGAGAAAAUAAUAUCAAAAA
Messenger RNA from Panonychus citri (citrus red mite), 3965 nucleotides. RefSeq names its product sodium-dependent transporter bedraggled-like (gene bdg). The record is from RefSeq and is a predicted model, not a curated record. Bases 525 to 3137 code for a protein of 870 amino acids. Lineage: Eukaryota; Metazoa; Arthropoda; Arachnida; Trombidiformes; Tetranychidae. The transcript is spliced from 7 exons. Gene Ontology annotation, biological process: sodium ion transmembrane transport. Gene Ontology annotation, cellular component: membrane.